Messenger RNA from Vidua macroura (Pin-tailed whydah), 534 nucleotides. RefSeq names its product scale keratin-like. Lineage: Eukaryota; Metazoa; Chordata; Aves; Passeriformes; Viduidae. The record is from RefSeq and is a predicted model, not a curated record. Gene Ontology annotation, molecular function: structural constituent of cytoskeleton. The transcript has a single exon. Gene Ontology annotation, cellular component: intermediate filament. Bases 17 to 409 code for a protein of 130 amino acids.
CGCAUCCCACGCCAAGAUGUCCUGCUACGACCUGUGCCCCCCCAGGACCAGCACAGACCUGUGCCCGCCCAGAACCAGCGUGGCUGUGCCCCAGCCCAUCGCUGAGAGCUGCAACGAGCUGUGCGCCCGCCAGUGCCCCGACUCCUCUGCCUUCAUCCAGCCUCCACCCGUGGUGGUCACCUUCCCCGGCCCCAUCCUCAGCUCCUUCCCCCAGCAGGCCGUGGUGGGCUCCUCCGGAGCACCGGCCUUUGGCGGCUCCCUGGGGCUGGGCGGCCUCUAUGGCGCCGGCGCCACCCAGGCCUCGGGGGGCCUCUGCACCUUUGGCAGGGCCUACGCUGCUCCUGCCUGCAGCCCUUGCGCCUGGCCCCGCUACAGCAAGAAGCUCUGGGACACCUGCGGGCCCUGCUAGAGCCACCACCAACUGCCCCAAAGCCCCGCUGCCGCCUCAGCCCAGCAUGGAGAAGUUGAGCUCUGCACAAGCUGCCCUGGCCUCCUGCAGCCCGUGACUCCCCGCCUGCCUGGGGCCUGCCCACC